UAGCCACUUCCUUCCUCCCGUCCCCCUUCCAAAAGUUCAGCCUCCGCUUCCCCUUCUCAUCAUCUUCCUCGCUGCUGCUUCUCCCCACCACACCCGCGAACACAGCUCAGCAGCAGCAAAAAGCACACGACAAGCACGCGCGUGAAUUCCACUCGAGGGUUUCGUUUCGAUUCUCGACUUCGUCGUCGGCCGCCGCAGCGAAUCGAGGCGCUGAGGGGCGACGGGGGCUCGGAUCCACGCGGGCGCAAGGGCUCAUGAGGCGGCCUGCUACCUGUGGAUCUCCUGGUUUCACCGCAGCAUCGAGUUCAGGCCUCUGAUAGGACCGCGGCCGGCGCGUGGCGGAUCGUACUGGGGUGAGGAAGUAGAGGUUGUGGCACUAGAGGACGGGGUGGGGGGAGAUGGUGAGCGGCCAUCUAUUCCACUGUCGUAAGAACUCGUGGCCGCCGGAGGAGUACGUGGGCCGCAGCGCCUUACAACUGUUGGACUUAGACGGCGCUGCUCCGCCGGAGCAGGCAUGGCGGCGGCGACUGAACAGUCACGCCAACAUACUCAAGGAAUUCAGCGUCACCUUUAUGGAAGCAAUGAAAAUGAUGAGCCUUGGGGUGAGGCUUUGGUCAUAUGUCCGUGAGGAGGCUUCCCAUGGAAGGAAAGCUCCUAUUGAUCCAUUCACAAGAGAGAGCUGUAAGCCAUCAGCUUCACAGGGUGUACCGCUCGGAGGGAUGGGGAGCGGUAGCAUUUCAAGAGGAUUCAGGGGAGAGUUCAAGAAUUGGCACAUCAUUCCUGGUUUGUGUGAGAAUUCGCCGGUCAUGGAGAACCAGUUUUCUAUUUUUGUAUCACGGGAUGGGGGGAAUAAAAAAUGCUCAUCGGUAUUGGCUCCUGGACACCAUGAUGGUUUAAAGAAAUAUAGCGACUCCGGAAUUUCAUCAUGGGACUGGAACUUGAGUGGCCAACAUUCUACCUAUCAUGCAUUGUUCCCUAGGGCCUGGACUGUUUAUGAUGGUGAACCAGAUCCAGACCUUAAAAUCUCAUGUCGCCAGAUAUCACCAUUCAUACCUCAUGAUUACAAAGAAAGCAGUCUUCCUACAUCUGUGUUUGUGUACACUCUAGUGAACACUGGGAGAGACCGUGCAAAAGUAAGCCUGUUAAUGACAUGGGCGAACUCUAUUGGAGGUUUUUCUCAUCAUUCAGGAGGCCACUUCAAUGAGCCCUUCAUUGGGGAGGAUGGAGUGUCAGGAGUGCUUCUGCAUCACAAAACAGCAAAGGAUAAUCCUCCAGUUACUUUUGCUAUCGCUGCCUGUGAAACGCAGAAUGUGAACGUGACAGUCUUGCCUGUAUUUGGCCUUUCUGGAGAAAAUCAUGUUUCCGCGAAGGAUAUGUGGGAUAUCAUGAAAAAGGAUGGCCACUUUAAUCUGGAAAAUUUCAAUGCUGGCUGUAGUAUGCCUUCCUCUCCUGGGGAGACACUUUGUGCGGCUGUCACAGCCUCUACUUGGGUGGAGCCACAUGGUAGGUGUACAGUUGCGUUUGCUUUGUCUUGGUCCUCACCUAAAGUGAAGUUUCAGAAGGGAUGCACAUAUAACAGGAGGUACACUGAAUUCUAUGGAACUUCUGAAAGAUCAUCUAUUAAUUUGGUUCAUGAUGCCUUAACAAAAUAUAGACUUUGGGAAGAAGAGAUCGAGAAGUGGCAAAACCCCAUACUCAGGGAUGAAAGACUUCCAGAAUGGUACAAGUUCACCCUUUUUAACGAGCUUUACUUUCUGGUAGCUGGGGGUACUGUUUGGACAGAUGGUCAACCUCCAGCGAUUGAUGAGAAAACAAAUCCUGCUUCUAACCAGCAGAAACAUUCAAAAAAGCCUAUAAAAGAUACCAAAUCGGAAUCUGUUAAAGAUAACCUUCCCAGGCCAACAGCAGAGCAAGUCUUUAAUGGAGAUGACCUGACUAAUGGUGGACCACAGAUGCCAGAACAAACCAAUGGACUUAGGGUGCAAGAACCAGUUCCUUGCAUACACUCCAAGGAUGGCCCUGAAAAUGUUGGGAAAUUCUUGUACCUGGAGGGAGUGGAAUACAUCAUGUGGAAUACAUAUGAUGUGCAUUUCUAUGCUUCUUUUGCUCUCCUUGAUUUAUUUCCCAAAAUAGAGCUGAGUAUUCAACGUGAUUUUGCUGAUGCUGUUCUGUAUGAAGAUCGCCGGAGAGUCAAAUUUCUGGCUGAUGGUACCUCAGGAAUCCGCAAAGUCAAAGGUGCUGUUCCUCAUGACUUGGGAACACAUGACCCCUGGCAUGAAAUGAAUGCAUAUAACAUACACGACACGAGUAAAUGGAAAGAUCUAAAUCCCAAGUUUGUACUCCAGGUAUACAGAGACUUUGCUGCCACAGGUGAUAUGACGUUUGGUAGAGAUGUCUGGCCUGCAGUCUGUGCUGCAAUGGACUACAUGGAUCAGUUUGAUCGAGAUGGUGAUGGUCUCAUUGAGAAUGAUGGAUUUCCUGAUCAAACCUAUGAUGCUUGGACCGUUCACGGGAUUAGUGCGUACUGUGGUUGUCUCUGGCUUGCCGCACUUCAAGCUGCAGCUACAAUGGCCCAUCGCCUUGGGGAUCGUCCAUAUGCUGAAAAGUACAAGCUCAAGUUCAUAAAAGCUAAAGCAGUGUAUGAGGCUAAGUUAUGGAAUGGAUCUUAUUUCAAUUAUGACAGUGGUACAAGCAGCAAUAGCCGAUCCAUCCAGGCUGAUCAGCUUGCAGGACAGUGGUAUGCUGCAUCGUCAGGCUUGCCCCCAAUUUUUGACGAGCACAAAAUAAGAAGUGCUCUACAGAAAAUAUUUGAAUUCAAUGUAAUGAAGGUAAAAGGAGGACGGAUGGGGGCUGUAAAUGGUAUGACUCCUAAAGGGAAGGUGGACGAGACAUGCAUGCAAUCUCGGGAAAUCUGGACUGGUGUUACAUACGGUGUUGCUGCUAACAUGCUACUCCAUGGAAUGGAGCAUCAAGGUUUUAUCACCGCGGAAGGAAUAUUUCUUGCUGGGUGGUCAGAAGAAGGCUAUGGGUAUUGGUUCCAAACACCAGAAGGAUGGACCACAGAUGGGCAUUACAGGUCACUGAUAUACAUGCGACCUCUUGCUAUCUGGGCGAUGCAGUGGGCAUUAUCGCCCCCAAAGGCGAUCCUCGAGGCACCCAAGGUAAACCUGAUGGACAGGAUACACGUAUCCCCUCAAGCAGCCCGAGCAAUCAGCGAGAUAAGCAUUAGAAAGAUUGCGCCUGAUAACAGAUGUAUUUCUAGCUCCACGUUCCAGUGUGAAUGCUGACCACGGGAAGAAGAUAACAUGCAACAACUGAGUUUAUAACUUCUUUUGAUGGAUUUUCCUUGGCCCCCGCCAAGGUCCAGUGGGGUUCAGGGGGUUUUCCUUGGACAAUAGGGAAAGCAAGCGUUAAUCUCACAGCUCGAUGGAGCUCUUGUUGUAUAAUUGUACAGUAAAUUGUAAAAUCACAUCAUCGGAGAGUUUGCACAUCCUUGUAUCCGAUGUCUGAGCGUACCAGUGUUAUCAGUUCACUGCAUAGAUUACAGAGAAAGGUACCCCGCCGUCCUUUAUACAAGAAUAACUGUGCUAACGGAUCUGUGACUGCAUGACUUCUGGAAGAAGGUUGGAAAAGAGCAACAGAAUUUUGCAUGAGAUACAAUCUUUCUCUAGAAACGUCACGAACUUUGUGCAACGCGCCAACGCCUGUAUAUCGGAUCCAUCAAAUUUUGUCUUUUGGCAUGAGAUACAACCUUUCUCUAAAAUUCUUAAUACCUUGUAAACGCUAAAAUUCUUAUGUACGUGCUGUUUUGGUGGAUCA
Messenger RNA from Brachypodium distachyon (stiff brome), 3819 nucleotides. Its product is annotated as non-lysosomal glucosylceramidase. The transcript is spliced from 18 exons. Gene Ontology annotation, biological process: glucosylceramide catabolic process; carbohydrate metabolic process. The record is from RefSeq and is a predicted model, not a curated record. Bases 399 to 3287 code for a protein of 962 amino acids. Gene Ontology annotation, cellular component: membrane. Gene Ontology annotation, molecular function: beta-glucosidase activity; glucosylceramidase activity. NCBI's taxonomy places the organism in Eukaryota, Viridiplantae, Streptophyta, Magnoliopsida, Poales, Poaceae.